Messenger RNA from Limulus polyphemus (Atlantic horseshoe crab), 4479 nucleotides. RefSeq names its product ras-related and estrogen-regulated growth inhibitor-like. Bases 88 to 819 code for a protein of 243 amino acids. The transcript is spliced from 6 exons. The record is from RefSeq and is a predicted model, not a curated record. Gene Ontology annotation, molecular function: GTPase activity; GTP binding. NCBI's taxonomy places the organism in Eukaryota, Metazoa, Arthropoda, Merostomata, Xiphosura, Limulidae.
AGGAAAGUAUGGAGAAUUUUGAGAGUAGUGUCCGUCGAGUUGAGAGUGACCAGAGUUUGAAACUAAGAAAGCGAAAUUUGGAUCACCAUGACGACUAGACGAUUAGCUUUGCGAAAAUUCGGACUCUCUAACCUGUGGUCGAGAGACAGCGUGUGUAACAUCAUACUCUUGGGAGCAGAAGACGUAGGAAAGACUGCUUUGGUGGUUCGGUUUUUCACGAAGAAGUACCUUCCAGAAUAUUCUCAUAGCACUUGGUGUUGCUACGAGCGAAACGUCAUCGUCAACGACAGAGUACUUCUGGUGCGAGUAACGGAUACUUCCGGAAAGGAAUCUUUCUCGUCGCUUAAAUCCAAGGGACUACUAGAGGGCGCAGAGGGUUAUGUUAUUGUCUACUCAAUCACCGACAAACGGAGCUUUGUAAAAGCACGGGAACUUGUAAAACUGAUAAAAGAAGAUUUCGGGGAAGGAGAACAAACACCAGUGGCUUUAAUAGGGAACAAAGAAGAUCUUGUCCACUACAGAGUUGUGUGCUCCAAGGAAGGUCAACGUAUAGCUCUCCUCUAUCCCAGAUGCUCGUUCCAUGAAUGUUCUGCUGCUCGAGAAGCUCAGAAUGUUGAGUCAGCAUUUCAGGAUUUUCUGUGUCAGGUUCUCAACAGCAAGGUACAAAGACGACGCCAAUCAACUUUUUCAGCGCUUACCCCAAAAGUACAAAGUACAAGAAGAAACAGCGCAGGAAACUCCACUUUAAGCACCUGGUGGCGGAAAAAUCGACCGAAUUCCGAGCGCGAAGUCCGGCAAGAUCGAACUUUUACUAUGUAGUUAACAUAUGGUGUUACUUCAAAGAGUAUUUAUUUGUCUUUAUUCGUCUGUAAAAUAUACGUUUUAAAACAUUAAUCAAAAACUGAUUUAAACAGACUUGUAGAAAAUGUAUAAACACCAUACUACAUUCCAUAUCAAAUAUUAACAUAAGUACAAAAUUCAAAAGCAUCCACCUGACCUACUAUUUAGUAAACCCUGUCAAUUUGACUUUCAAUUUACGUAGGGUUUUUAUUUUUUUAUAAUAAACACAUAGGACUUUCAAACAGUGGGAAAUCCAACCCCAAAUUUUAGCGUUGUAAAUCCGUAAACUUACCGCUGUUUCACCGGGGGACUUUACCCAGAGAUUCAUAAAUAAUUUAUAUCAGGGUUAUUGUGUAAGAUUGCCAUAAUUCUCAAACACAAGUUUUGAAAUUAUAUUAUGCAACCUUUCAAAGAAAAGUAUUAAAGAUAACGAAAAUGGCCGAGUUAAAAAGAAACCGUUUUAACAUUUUGUAAAACCAAAAACAACAAAAUCAAAAUAUUUUAUAUACGAUCGUAAUUACUUUGUAGUUUAUCAUAUAACAAACAUCAAAAUACAACCUUAAUUGUUUUAGGGAUAAGUUGCUUUCAGAUGCGGUGGGUGCAAUUAUUUUAAGGGAAGACUAUGUGAAUAUUUGAAUGAAAAAGUCUGGCUUUGGACGCUUUAUUCGUAUUCUGCAAUUUAGUGGAUGGAACGACCUAAAUGGACCAACGGGCUUCUCGUUUUCUAUAAAUUAUAUAAGCAUGCUAUAUAUGUAAAUCAGUAAUAUAGAGUGGCGAAAAACAAACAAACUGAUAUAUUUCGUUUGUGCCACCCUAUUAUUACUUAAAUUUUAAUUCGCUGUUUAAAAGUCGCGAUAAAGUCUUAUCAUACUAUUUGCUUCUUCGAGAUCACGUCUUUAAUGUCAUCAUAAUCUUAUCCCAAAGUGAUGCUGAAAAAACAAAUAAAACCUACAAUACAAUUGCACAAAGUUGUAUUUCCAUCGCAAUCAAGGAAUUUGUAAUGCAGUUUGUCACUCAUUAUCUCUGAACUUACUCAUAACCUUCAAAUAUUAUUAACCUGUUUAUCAACUGGGUGUAUGUGUGUAUAUAUACUAAACUUUAACAAAUCGCACUAAAAAUUAAACCAAUCUUUUUAUAUUUAAAAUUUGUAAGGGCACAUUUUGUGUACAAUUUUUGAGCACAUGGUUUUUAAUAGUUUUGCUUGCUUAAUAGUGUCACGUUUAUCUUAUAACGUGUGCUUAUAUCAGACGGUUUGUUAUAGCGACAAACGUAUAUUCAAAAAUAAUGGAUUCUAUGUAUUUUCUUACUCUUGUUUAGUUGUGUUUGAUUUAAAAGCAACAUCACAUUUUCUUCAUAAAUCUCUUUUAUUAUUACACGUUCAGAAUCCAGUGCGUGUAUGUGUAUAUUUAUUAUUAUUUAACUAAUUGGAUAUCUUAAAAAUAAAAAACAUAAUAGGAAAAAAAGGUGGGUAUGAACUAGAAGAACAAAGAGAAAGAAAUUAAUAUAUUUUUCAAAUCGUGGAGGAAAAUAAUGAUAUGGUUCUACAAAAAUUCAUACUGAGUUUCCUGCUGUCUAUUUUAGUAGUUGUUGUGAAAUUGUUAACUUCAAAAUGUCAGUGAAUGUUGAAUUAAACGGUGAGCCACCUAAAAUAGACUAAAUAAGAAAUAUGGAAAAUUUCGGUGAAACCAAUAUCAUAAAAAGUUUGAAGUCCAAAAAAGUUUACGUUUUCUGAUAAAAUGAAAUCACACUUUAAUUGAACAUUUCUGAAUAAGGAAGUAGACCCAUUACUGUACAUUGCCAUUUUGUCUACUAUUUCAGCAUUUUUGCAUUAAUUUAAUUAACUGACCAUUCUCGAAAAAGGGAUUUGAUUUAUUUGUUUCGGUAAUCGAUCAAUGAUACUCAAGAGCUAUCUCUAGUUUGAACUGAUAGACUAGACGGAAGGCAGCUAGUCAACAGCGCCCUCAGACAACUCUUGAACUCCUUUGUUUGACCAUCAUUAAUAUAUUUAUUAAUUGCGUGCAUGUGUAAAUAAAAGGACACAAUCGAUGGGCAGAUCCAUAGCUAACCACAAAGCCAUGUUAUCAUAAAUAGCCCACAUAAAUAUAGAAAUAUCCAAGAUUGGGAGGAUUUACCACAAAUUUUGUGUGAUUUGGAGAGGCCUAUAAUUACAAAGAGAAAGGGUAACAUCGUGUUAUCAAUUUAAAGUUCCUUUCUUUGAUUGUAGAAUGCUCAUUUGCAAGAUAAUUUGUGAACACGUUUUGAGCUGGAGGAGAUAUACAAUCAAAAAAAGAUGUUUAAGCUUUUCUCUUCGGUGUAUAAAUAAAACUCCGUUUAUUUGUUAUUCACACUUUCCGAAUUUUCCUCGUGUGCUUCUAAUUGACAGAUUUGCACAAAAUAUCGUGAAAAAUCUGGGUGUCGCCUACGAAUUGGUCAAUGAAGGAUCGUUGAAAUGUCGUUAGAUAUGUCGGCAUUACGUAAAGCAUUUUCCUUCUGAUAAUAAUUUAUUAGAACAGUCGAUGUCUGUGUAAAGAACAGAAAGAAUACGAUACAGCAACUUUUUUGGGGGGGAGAGGAUGGAGUGCAAAUUCAAGUAAGCAAACAUAUUAUCCCUGUCUCUAAUUACUCAAGUGCACCUUAAGUAAACACACAUAACGAAACUUACAUAAUGUUAUACUGUUUGUUACAUAUUUUAUGAACAUGUUUGGGCAUGUAGAUAUCUCGUUGUCACAUUCGGUUUGAUCAAGUAAAAUAUUACAAAGAGUGAAACACUAACAGUAACCUGUGAAUAUUACUGCUCGGAGAGUAAAACACUUAUAGUAACCUGUGUGUAUUACUGCUUUGUCUACAGCAAAAGACGUAUUUCUUGUUUCAUCCGUAUUUCUAGCCAUUUGUCAUAUUCAUACAUAUAUAAUUAUAUAUGUUUUGAUUUUUUUCGGCGUGUCUUGUUUUUGUGCUUUUUUGGGUUACAUUUUAAGAUAUUUUCACUUCAUUAUUUUGUGUCUGCUGACAACUUUCACCCACUUGCACAUCACGAUGUUAAGUUUUCAUUUUGUAAUUCUAUGUAUGUUAUUACUAUAUAUAUAUAUAAAUAUACAUAUACAUACAUGUAUAUACACCCGUACUUGUAGGUGCAAUGCAGUUGAAUUUGGCUUCGUAUUAAUGCAGGUUAGAGUUUUCGUCACUAGCCAAUAAUAAAGUAUUUUAUCGCAAAAGUUGUGUUGCUUAUAUAAAAUUCCUAAUUGGAUUGUUAUCAGAUUUUCCCAAUCGGCUGUUUUCUGCGGCUUAUAAUGCUGUGAAAGGGCUAAAUAAAGCACACACAACUAUAAUGAGUUUCUGUACGUGAGAGCUAUAUAGAGAGAGAACAGUUUAUUUGUUUUAGAGCAAAACCACAUAGGGCUAUCUUCUAUCUCCAUCGCUGGGAAUCAGUUCUCUUUGUCCCCCGCUAUUUCACCAGCUGACAGAGAGAAUUUAGGAAUGAUAAUAGAAAAUAAAAACCCGACGAAACUUUUACUUUAUUUUCGUCUGAAAGCCAGAAUUUCUGUUUGUGUGAUUUACUCAGCUUUUGAGUUAAUAACCAACAAACAAACUUAAAAAAGUCUCAGGAAUUAAUUAUUAUAUUUUUGUAUGUAGACCUAAAAA